Ochotona princeps (American pika) is the source of this 3167-nucleotide messenger RNA. It is a transcript of the gene PROKR1, whose product is annotated as prokineticin receptor 1. Gene Ontology annotation, molecular function: neuropeptide Y receptor activity. Gene Ontology annotation, cellular component: membrane. Bases 710 to 1915 code for a protein of 401 amino acids. Gene Ontology annotation, biological process: neuropeptide signaling pathway. The transcript is spliced from 3 exons. NCBI's taxonomy places the organism in Eukaryota, Metazoa, Chordata, Mammalia, Lagomorpha, Ochotonidae. The record is from RefSeq and is a predicted model, not a curated record.
AGCGGGUGUGUCCGCCCUCUUUAGUGGCGCUAGAAUGCUAGGUGUACAACCAGAGGCGUCGGAUACUCUGGGGCGGGCUCAGCCGCAUAGCACAAAGACCUCCAGCGUCGGAUGGGCUUACAGCACCCAGGCUGCCACUACACAGCCUGGGAUCGGAACGCGCCGCCCGCGUGGCCAGCUCCCUUAGGCGAGGACACGCCUGGAGCUGCCACCUCCGCGUCUGGGACACUCUGGCCCUGGGGCGCCCUCCUGUCGCCCAACCUCACGUGUGCCCCUUUGAUCCCCAACUACUGAAUUCCCGCUUCGAGAGCCGGGCUCUGGCGCUCUCCCGGAACCUCGUAGAUCGGCCUCAAGCCAGCCUCCUGUGAGCUCCGGGCGCUGCGCGGACCAGCGGGGCGGAGAAACAUUGGGGGCGGAUCAGAGCUGAGGGUGGCCCGGCCGCGAAUCUGCUAGAACGACCCAAGCACCGGAACGAGAGCGGAGCUGCAGACGGCUUGCGAGCCCAGGGAGCAGCGCCUCCCCUGCGGUCCUGGAGUGAAGACACAGAAGCUUGUGCGUUGGGCGCGGGAUGCUCAGGUUUCUGAUGGAGCUCAGCUGCUGUACACUACGGGCACUGGCAGGGUUGCCCUGACUCACCAAGCGAGAGCUGAGUGUCGGGAGACAGAGAAACCUUCAGCUUUACAGACAGCACCUGCGGAGAUUCCGAGCAAUGCUGCUCACAGCGUUUCAUGGCCAGGAGAUUGUGAUGGGGGUCAUGGAUGAAAAUGCCACCAACGCAUCCACUACCUUCCUUUCCACAUUUGACCUUCAGGGAGCCCAAACUGCUUCUGUCCCAUUCAACUUCAGCUAUGGUGACUAUGACAUGCCCUUGGAUGAAGAUGAGGAUGUGACCAAUUCCCGCACUUUCUUUGCCGCCAAGAUUGUCAUUGGCAUGGCCCUGGUGGGUAUCAUGCUGGUCUGUGGCAUUGGCAACUUUGUUUUUAUCAUUGCCCUUGCUCGGUACAAGAAGCUGCGCAACCUCACCAACCUGCUCAUUGCCAACCUGGCCAUCUCUGACUUCCUAGUGGCAAUUGUCUGCUGCCCCUUUGAGAUGGACUACUACGUCGUGCGCCAGCUCUCCUGGGAACAUGGACACAUCCUAUGUGCCGCUGUCAAUUACCUGCGUACUGUCUCUCUCUACGUCUCCACCAAUGCGUUGCUGGCCAUUGCUAUUGACAGGUAUCUGGCCAUCGUCCACCCGCUGAGGCCACGGAUGAAAUGUCAGACGGCCACCGGCCUGAUCGCCUUGGUGUGGGCUGUGUCCCUCCUCAUCGCCAUCCCUUCUGCCUACUUCACCACUGAAACCGUCCUGUUCAUUGUCAAGAGCCAGGAGAAGAUCUUCUGUGGUCAGAUCUGGCCAGUGGACCAGCAGCUCUACUACAAAGCCUACUUCCUCUUCCUCUUUGGCCUUGAGUUCCUGGGUCCAGUGCUCACCAUGACGCUGUGCUACGCCAGAAUCUCCCGAGAGCUGUGGUUCAAGGCAGUCCCUGGCUUCCAGACGGAGCAGAUUCGCAAGCGGCUGCGCUGCCGCCGGAAGUCGGUGUUGGUGCUCAUGGGCAUCCUCAUGGCUUACGUGAUGUGCUGGGCGCCCUUCUACGGCUUCACCAUCGUGCGUGACUUCUUCCCCACUGUGUUCGUGAGGGAGAAGCACUAUCUCACAGCCUUUUACAUUGUCGAGUGCAUCGCCAUGAGCAAUAGCAUGAUCAACACCUUGUGCUUUGUGAGCGUCAAGAACAGCACCAUCAAAUACUUCAAGAAGAUACUGCUGCUCCACUGGAAGACUUCUUACAACAGCAACAAAUCGAGCGCUGAGCUUGACCUCAAGACCACGGGCAUGCCUGCCACUGAAGAGGUUGACUGUAUCAGACUGAAAUAACUCCCUGGGCCCUGGCCAGGUUUAACCAGAAGGGAAGAUCUUUGAGUGCUGGCUAGGAGUGCUUGGACACACAACCUCAACCAGGAAUCGUUGGUUUGCUGUGAAGGCCAGAGGAAAUGGAAACCAUGUGGAUGCUGUGUCCAAAGGAUGCUGGAUUUCCCUCCUUGAGGUGACCAGACAUUCUCCCAUGGCAAACACUCAUUGAAUGUCUGAUAUGUAGUAAGGGUGGGCACUGGUAGAGUCAACAUGUGCUGUUGCUAUUUAGCUGGCAACAUGAUUAAAGUAGAUUAAAGCAUGGAAAAUGAAUGGAUAUAGAUAGUCUGAAAGAGAAGAGAACCAGAGUAGACAUCUGGGACCCCAGGCAUGUUUUUGUGGCAGGAAGGCUUCUCUGGGCUCUCCCAGCGACUUGACAUACUCUGGUCUAGCCAGUUACCAGGGAUGCUUGGUCUGAGUUCAUGCCUAAAGCUUGCAAGGCUGGAAUAAUUCAAGAGACUUCUGGCUCUUUGCGCUGCCCCUCUCAUCUCUGUUCUGCCUAUCACUGUGAGGAGACUUGCAUGCAUGCCCAUCUACACCCUAGUUAUCAUGGUCAAGUUCUACACAAACUCUCUCUGCACACUCUGUCCCCCUUCAAACCAAUCGGUUGACACAUAUAUGGUGAGACUUGUAACCUUGAGGGUGGACUUAGAAAAGAACCUUACAGACCAUAGGCACCACUGAAAAAUUAAUGGUGGGUUCUGGGCAUCUGAAACAAGUGUAUAUGGGAAAGCCAAGGUGCAGGGUGUGCAUACCCACUUGGUUCCUGGGACUUUUUGCCCCGGAAGAAGAGAGGUGCAGGUGCAGGAGAGUGGAAACAGCACCUCUGGCAGCAUGUAGGGCUCAGGUCAGGGCCCCAGGUUCUCUAGCUGAAAGGAUGGUAUACUCUCCCCUCACAGUUACUCUGACUUAGACCAGAUAGUCUUUUCUUAAAUUCUACCCUUCCUUAUAAUGUCAUCAAGCCUGGGAAGCAAGGAUUCUUUGACAAUAGACGUUACACUAUAAGCAUGGAGGUGGCCAUAGCUUACUUUUCCACCAUCUCUCAAACAUGAGCAAGGCAGAGCUCCUUCCUUGCCAACCAGCCUGAUAAGGUACUCUCUCUGGGACCAUGGGCAGGCAAGAUGUGUUUGCUAUUGGUGCUGAAUCCUCUCUUAGUCACAAUUCCUUUGCAGUAAAACAUGUUUCUGUUUUAAAAUGGAAGAAACACUUAAAAACAAAA